UGUGUCAUUUUUUAACAAACAGAAAAUAACAGUAAUUGAAAUGCAUAUUUCAUGACCUUGAUAUUUAAAUCUGAUCAUUUUCCAAAAACCACAUUUAAUGAACAUGAAUGGAGGAUAGACCUUUAAAAGGGAUUAGAGAAGGGAAGAGCAGUGAUGAGGAGUUGUCUGUGCAUGUGUGUGAGGUGUUGGACCAGCUAGGCUACAGUCAGACAAUGGUCAAACACAGGCGGGAAUCUUGGAGAGAAGGGGCUGCAAAGUGGAAUGAAAAAGGACAAAACCCAACUGUAAUCAUUGCAGGCAGUAAGGGUGAGGGAUUAACACCACCAAAUGAGAGUGAUACUGAUAGGAUGUUCCAAGACAACUACACAGUGUGUAGAAUACCAGAAGAUGACUCUCUGACAUUGCCUGACACCCACUAUGAGUUCACUAUGGACAGAGAACACUGCCAUCCAGGACACUUCAGACUGGAGCUAAAACACACAGGGACCUCGGAGAAUUCAAACAUUCAGCAGGCUCUGUUUGUCCAUGAGGAUGGCAGAACAUUCAUUUCAAGUGAAAAGUACACAAUAUCUCAAAUCAAGGACAAAACUAAGGAAACCAUUUCUGGGCCAGCUCUCAAAGAGUAUAAUGAACUUUAUAUUUGGGACCAUGUCCAUGCCUUCCCCUGCACCAGUCAACAACAGCUGCUCUCAGAGUGGAUCAACAGACCCAGACACCACAACUGGCCAACACCUGACAUGAUAGCAGAGGUGUCGAAACUCCAAGCGCAAAUGGUUCCUGUGGGCUGUAAAAGUAGUGAACAUAAAGAUAUUGAAUGGAGGGUUUGUUUUAUCCCCGGUGAGCAAAGGUUAACUGACAGCUGGAAUGAGAACCAUUUCAAAAUAUACAUCUUGCUCAAGUGGAUAAAUAAUUCCCACCUGAAACCAAUAUGUGAUGAAAUAUCAUCAUACAUACUGAAAAAUAUCAUGCUGUGGUACACAGAACAGAAUCCAGCAAAAAUAUUUACCAAGAAGAAUUUACUUCAAAAUGUAUUCUCAUGUCUGAAGAAUCUCCAAGAAGCCAUACAAGCCAGCAACCAUCUUCCCUACUAUAUGAUCCCUGCCAGAAACCUGCUGUCAGGCAGAGUCAGCCCAGAACAACAACAACAACUUAUAGCUAAGCUAGAAGAGUUGAUACAAGAAGGUCCCUGCACGAUACUGAGAUGCCCUAAAGUGGAGGCAGCGCGGCAGAUGUCCUCAGUUAAGCUGGCAGAGAAAGGCUGCUGGAGGGACAAACUAGAAAAGCUAGGACUGCAGAGAUGGAGAAUAUGGGAGACAUAUUGGAGACCUGGCAUGAAGCAGGAAGAAAUUGGCCAACUGGCAAGGGGAAAUCCACACUAUAUCAGGGUAGAGGAAAAGAUGAAUGACAUGGUCUGGCCUCAGUGGAGGGACAAUGAGGGAGGUGAAAUAAGGGCAGAUAAAUUGAAUAAGAAAAUUAAAGAUGCCCUAUCAUAGCUAUAAAAGGCAAGAAACACUGGAGAGAUAUCAGUCCUUGAAAUUAGUCUUUUCGUUGAACAAGCCAGAAUUCAUACACCACUGCUCUACAUUACAUUUUUUAACAAGCCCUGCUGUAUAAAAACCAAAACUUGAGCAAGCAUGGAAAGCACCAGUACAGGGCUUGCAGGCUUGUGCUAAUUUCAACCACUGAGAUAUAUUAAAAAUACAAAAGAUAAAUGGAGUUAUACAUCACAAAUGUGUAUGAGACAGGCAUUUGUUUUAAGCUUGGGGGGGGGGGGUCAUUGGUCAAGGGCUGGUCAUGCAAUGAUGCAAUGACCCCAUUAUUAUUCCAUAUAUGGUCACCAAAUUUAUAUCAUACCAAAACGGCGUCUAUUUUCCAAUUCAGAUGAAUAUUCCAAUGAAUAAAUGAAACAUUAAAAAUUGUAAACAGGUUGUCUACGUGAUAUUAACAUUGCGGGGUCAGUAGGUGACCCGAUAUGCGUCACAUACAAACCCUGUAGCUUAUAAUAUAAAACAACGAGUCUAAAGAUUAAAACACUGGCAUCUUGAUGUACAGAAGCAACUUGUAAAGAAACAUACAAUAUGACAGUGACUGAAUCAUUGCAGAAUUAUAAAAAAAAAGUGUAUUGAAAAGGAAAUUUGAUGAUGCUGUGUGGUUUUUGGAAAGAAAAUGACAUAACUAGAUACAAGAUAACAGUACUAACACUUACAAUAUAUAAACAUUUUGUUUCAAUUGCAAAUAAUUACAAAGGAAUCCUAAGUAUCUAGGUAACAACCAGAAUUAAUUGACUUUUGGAAACUUUUAAAUUUAAAACCUGUAUAAUGAUAUUUAUACCAUAAUGAAUGUGAUGGAUUAAAAAAGCCUUUCUUCGA
Messenger RNA from Mya arenaria, 2369 nucleotides. RefSeq lists its product as uncharacterized. The transcript is spliced from 2 exons. The record is from RefSeq and is a predicted model, not a curated record. The coding region runs from base 108 to 1493 and encodes 461 amino acids. Lineage: Eukaryota; Metazoa; Mollusca; Bivalvia; Myida; Myidae.